GGGAGAAAACUCUGCGUGAAGUAGAUUCUCUCGCUCCAUUUUCUCUUCCCCUUCGCUCACCAACAGUCGACCAUGGCGGUUCUAGUCGGAAACCUUACACUACUGGUCGAUACAAUCUCGAUCCGAACAGGAUUACCAGAUCGUAGAACCCGGUUAGCAAUACUGGACGUAAUCUUGAAAAAAGAUUAUUAUUCUCAAAUCAUUAACAACGUUUCUCUUUCUACAAAAUCCGAAUCUUCUCGUCAUGAUAAAGCUGAAAUUAGGAAUUUCUUAUACGGUGUUAAUAAUAAAAAAGGAAUUAUAAAUUCAAAAUCUAAUUCUUCUAUGGAUUUUGAUUCUGAAUUUAAUGGAGAAGACGAAGGUGAUGAGGAUUUUGAAAGUUGGGAAGAGCAAAUGAGAAAAAGAGUUAAAGAGUUGGAAGAGUUGAAGGAAUUAGAGAGAAAAGCAGAAGAAUUACAGAAUAGAGUUGACGACGGUGAUGAUGGUGGUGAUGAAGAUGAAGAUGAGUUUGGAGGGGACGAUGAAGACACUGAAGAAAGGAAGAGGAUGAGAGUUCGAAAAGAGCUCGAAAAGGUGGCGAAAGAGCAAGCUGAGCGAAAGAAAACAGCGACAUUGAUGUUUGAGUUGGGACAGAAGGCUUACAGCAGAGGAAUGUAUGGUCGAGCAGUUGAGUUCCUAGAAGGUGCAUUAACAAUCAUUCCAAGACCCACUAUGUUUGGCGGUGAGAUACAAAUAUGGCUUGCUAUGGCUUAUGAAGCGAACAACCGUCAUGCAGAUUGUAUUGCUCUUUAUCAGCAGUUAGAGAGGAAACACCCAAGUGUUAGUAUUCGACGGCAAGCUAAGGAGCUUCGCUACAUCUUACAGGCACCUAAACUUAAAAUUUCGAAGGAUGAGAUGGUUACGAUUCCAUUAAUUGGUUCCAGUUACGACAGUUAUGCGGGAACCUGGAGUGACAAGUACAAAGAUCAGCCUCCAAUCCCUAGUGGUGGAACAACCAAUCAGCUUCCUUCUAACAAGGACUAUCUUGGUGAUUUUAUGGUUUCGCCUUCCCCAUCUGGAUGGGAAAAUAACCGAACUUUAUGGGCUUUCGUAGCUGUUUGGGUGAGCUUGGUAGGAGUUGCUCUCAUCAUGCACAGGUAAGCCGCAAAAGAUAGUACUCCCCCCCUGGACCGUGUUCACCAAUGUGCAUAUACAGACAGUGCAGAAUUCAGAUGCAUGCAUGUGAUGCAUUAUAUCUCACCAAUCUCAGCUUCAGGACCAACCGCAAGCAUUUCACUUCUGCACAUAUUUAAGCUCUCAUUAUUAUAUUGUUCUUUUUUACAGAAAAUAAAUGUUUCAAAUGUUGUAUAUUAUAUUAUUAUUUCAUGCCAUGGAGAUUUCAAAUUGUAUUCGUUGACUUCCAUGUCCGCUCAUACUUAAGCCCUCACUGUAUUUGUUUUAAUAGGAAAUUGUGUUCAUGUUUCAAA
Papaver somniferum (opium poppy) is the source of this 1466-nucleotide messenger RNA. RefSeq lists its product as uncharacterized. Gene Ontology annotation, cellular component: chloroplast thylakoid membrane. The record is from RefSeq and is a predicted model, not a curated record. Gene Ontology annotation, molecular function: protein binding. Bases 73 to 1140 code for a protein of 355 amino acids. The transcript is spliced from 4 exons. NCBI's taxonomy places the organism in Eukaryota, Viridiplantae, Streptophyta, Magnoliopsida, Ranunculales, Papaveraceae.